AUGCGUUGUUUGCUCGCGCCUGACCCAAGGCCUAGAGGUUCAGAUGUGAAGGAGCAGGUGACGCUAUGUGGUCUGACUGUUCCGUGAGAAACGUCCAACCCCUCGGAAAGGUCUUUAUAAGGCUCCUUGUUCUCGAACAGUGCACCUUGCUUGAAGUUAUGUUCAUUUUUAGCCUUCCUGUUAGUCUUUCUUUUUGAGUAUCCAACAUUCUGAACUCCGAAGGAGGCCAAAAAAAACUAGUUUAACUGCUGGACAAGGAGCACUUAAAAGCGCCAAAACCGUGAAGAGGCGGCGAAACGUGAGCAAGUGGCCGAUCGUCUGAGGCGGGGUCGAAGAGCUCCAAGACUCCGCCUCGAACUCGCCUCUUUUCCAGCAGACUCCUCAUUCUGGUGCCUGUUUUCGGGUUCUUGUGCUCUCGUUAUGGAGUUUGCUUCAACAGGAUGGCUUUGACAAUCUUAACUACCUUUCUUCCGAUUCCGAUAGUUCUCCCGGGUCUUGUCCUUGCCUAGUCAAACAGUUUCCGCUGAAAUCCUUAACGAAAAUUGAAAGGAAGCCCUAUUAAUUAUGAGUGGGAUGAAAACUCUCAAUAACAUCUUUUACAAGAAGUUUUGCUUGCCGGUAUUUUUCGUUAAAACAGAGCGGUAUUUCAAAUUGCGUUUCGAUUUUUGACAUUUUAUCAAAGUAAAAGCUUUUCCGCGCCAAAUGUGACAGUCAAAUAUAUAUUUUUUUUUGAUCAAUCUGUUCCAUCUGCAACUCGAAGGGAAAAUUUCAGGAAUAAGAACAAAUUUAUGGUGAUCUCGUAGAUCAGUAAACCAUUUUAAGAAGUCCAAAGCCAUCGUAACAGGCCUCGUCCAUAUCGGAACGAGAAAUUCGAACCAGGCUAUGAUAAGGACUGGAACGAUAUCCGUCUUUUUUUCCUUCUUUGGUUUAUCAUCUCUGUCUAUUCUUUUUAUCUUCUAUCAAGACUCUGCUUUUUUUGCGGGAAAAAAAUGUCUUUCACAAGGAAAUCUGGAAAAUUUUUAUUAAAAAAAUUCUUUUUUUAUUAUUAUUUGAAGUUUAAAAAAACCAAAAAAAUUGCUUGAAAUUUUUGAGGUUAGUACGUUUUGUUUAAAAUAAUUACAAUCUCACGAUUUCGUUCGAUUCAGCAAAAAGAAAGAAGUUAUUUUUCAAUAAAAGAGAACAUUUUUGUGAGUAUUCAAACCUUUGAGAUAAAGUCUCACAAAGUUUUUUUCUAUUUCUUUUUGCUUUUUUUAAAAAAAUUGCUUUGAAAAUUCAGUAAACAAAUUAAGACAUCAGUUCCUCAAAAAUCAAAGCCUGGCGGAAAGUCGUAAUAAUAAUUGAGUCCCCUUUUAAGGUUUUACAAAGAUUAUUUUUCAGAAUAACUCUCUUGAAGAAAAAGGGAUGGCAAAAAAACCUAGAAAUUGGAGUUGACAGCUAUGAUAUCACAGUUUUUUUCCAGUUUUUUUAAUAUCAAAGCGGAAUAUUUUUUUUCUCUUCCAACAGAAGGAAGAAUAAAAAAAGAGCUAAACUGUAGGUUUUUGUUUCGCUUUUCCAAAUAACCUCCCGCGAAAUUGUAAAGAUAUGCGAUAAAUUAAAUAUGACUAAGCUGGUCUGGAAAACGUUUAAAAACUAGAGUUCGAACUCGUGGCUGCUCUUCGGCUACCCUUUCUCGUUUUUUUCCUUUUCAAACUAGCUAUCUGUGAAACUAAUCAGUAAUUUCAAAAACUUCACGAUGUACAGCGAUGUCUCACGUUUUCGAAAAUAAUUGCAAAAAGCAGAAAGGGUUGCGUGUUUCCGUCCUCCACGGAGCAAUUUGUUUCAAAAAUCCUGCUGUACAUAAUUAAAAAGAAAUUGGCGUCACACGUUUCUUAAAUUCGUGUCAAAACUGCGGGGGCAUUUUUAAUCACCUUGUUCAUCGGAGUUACAUGGCCAAAUAGGUUGGUUCAUAAACUCUGAAGAAUCGUAAGGUUCCGACUUUUUUUGAUCAUACAUGUUUUCCUUUUCCCAACUGCUUUCUGCGAAUUUUAAUUAUUGUUCUCUCUCAUCGUAAAUAUAACUUUGCAAAAAAAAUUUUCGAAUCGCCUGAAUACUAUCAAAAGACCUUCCAAUAGGAUACUUUGUUGACAGGGUAACCAUCAAACGGAUGUGGGGAGUCGUCGUAGCUACGACCGCCGCCGUUCUUCUGGUAGGCUCAGCGACGGCCAAGCCGCGAGUGCCGUUCGUCAACGAUGCGGCCACUGUGAAGCCUGACGUCAGUCGGACGCCAGGCUUCGAGAAGGCAGCGGCCCUGUUGAAGUCUGCCAUGAACACAUCGGUUCGUUCAUUGUGCAUGGAUUUUGUGACAGAGUGGUUUUAGCUGGAUCCUUGCGACGACUUCUAUCAGUACGCCUGCAGCAGCUGGGUAGCGGCUAACCCUAUUCCAGACGACCUCACUUCGUACAGUCAGUUCACGGCAGCACGUGAGAAGGUGUUGGCCGAGAUGCGAGGUAAGGAUCUCUUAGCACCACCUUGGCAGAGAGCCGUUCUGCAGAACUGUAUGAAGAGCCGUCGAUUCCACGGUCCAAAUCGAUCGGACUCGUCAAGCAGAUUUACCGUGCCUGUGCUGACAUCGAGCGUCACGACUCAGUCGGCGCCCGUGAGAUGCUCGAGAAAAUCAAGGUUUGUUGACUUCUGUCGUGUGUGAGCUUUUUCUUUACAGACCUUCGGAUUCUGGCCAAUGGUUCACAACGAGGAAUGGCACUCCCGUGAGUUUGACUUGACCAAGCUGUUAAUCAACACGAUCAACUCACGAGACGUCUCUGUCUUCUUCGACUGGGGACCAUCUGAGGACUCUCGUGACGUCUCUCGGCGCCUCAUUAAUGCAAGUUCCACUCAAAAAUGUAGAAGUGAGGGAAAUGGAUUGGUGGAAUUUCAAAACUCGUCAAAAAAAACAUUACAUCUUUUUUUCGAAUAAGAAUAUUUUUCUGUACAAGUUUUUAAGAAUUUCAAUGAUCUCUUUGAGGAAAACAAGUAUUUUAGUCUCAAAGACCAGGAAAGAGAACAUUGUGAGCGCAAAUCAAAUUAGAAUUAGGCCAUCACGAGGUACUUUGAAAAUAUUUUCUUCGUUUGCUGACAUUAACUACGAACUUUGCAAUUAAUUUUUUUUGUUAUUACAGUUCGACCAGGGAUCUUUGGGUUUGGGAUACUCCACUCGGGAUUAUUAUUUGGACAAUAAGAAGUACUCCAAGCAACUCAAGGCCUAUCGCAAAUAUACCAUCGGAAAGGUUUUCUCGAAGUCUUGGACAAAAUAAAGAUGAUUAUCUUCGAGGUGCGAUACUAUACACAGGACGCCGGCCUGUCCGUCAAUGAGACCAAGAUUGCUUCCGACGUCGACGAGAUCAUCGACUUCGAGACGCGGUGGGCCAACGUUCUCGUUGCCGAAGAGGACCGAAGAAAUUUCACCGCCAUGUAUAACCUCAUGCACCUCAACGACAUCAAGGAACUCGUACCAAUCGUCAGUCUUUCAUAACACUUCAACUCUCAAAUUUCAACUCGUAGACAAGAGAAAAAAAUACUUUUUAGCUGGACUGGGACCGUCUAUUUCUCUCUACUACGCCAUUCUCAAUUCAUCACUACGUCAAGUCCAACCCAGAGAUCAUUGUCUCUGAUGUCAAAUACCUCAAAAGGUUUUCUCAUAUCAUUUUUUUGAAUGGAAGCCACAAGAAUGUGAACUGUACUGACGAAAAAUUUAAAAAAAGGCAGAAUUUUUAUGGAGGAAAGUUGAAAGCCCAGUUAUUCUAAUAAAAAUUGUAGAUCCGGCUCUUCAAGAUAACUUUUCUAAUCUGAAAAAAAAUAUCAAAUAGAUUCAUAAAAAAUGGUUUUACUUAAAUCAUAAAACAUUUGAAUUAUUCUCUCCUGGUCCUUUUCUCAUCUUAAACAUCUCUAAUCGGCUUUGCAGCAUGACAAAGUUGUUACAAGAGACGGAACCAAGAAUCAUCGCCAACUACGUCAUGCUCCGUUACGCGGCGCAGUGGAUGAACGAGAUCGGAACUAAGUACGAGGACUUGCAACAGGUGACUCGGAGUCCUUGGAAGGUAUACAAGAGAUGAUUUCAGGACUUUGCGUUUGAGAUGUAUGGCCGCAAGCAAAGGCAACCCAAGUGGAAGGAGUGUGUUGGAGCAGCAGGAGGCAGACUUGGCUACGCCAGUGGCGCCAUGUACGUUCGGAAAUUCUUCAACAAAGAAGCUCGAACAAGCACCUUGGACAUGAUAUCAGACAUCCAAGAGGCCUUCAAGAUUAUGAUGCAUGCCAACGACUGGAUGGACGGCGAGACUAAAAAGGUUUGGCACAUAAAGUCAGCUAGGAACCUUCUCUUUUCUUCCAGUAUGCCCUUCUGAAGGCCGAAGAAAUGAUCAAGCAAAUCGGAUACCCCGACUUCAUCAUGAAUGACGAGCGCCUUGACAAUUGGUACAAAGGGGUAAGUUGACAAAAAUAUCUUGAAGCGUUCGAACAAACUCUUACACCAAUCACGAUUCAAAAGAUUAAAACUGUUUAAUCUGAAACUUUCAACUUUUUAAAGGUUUUAUUCAAAAAAAAAAGCUGAAACUGCCUAUCGGAGAAUAAAUGAGUAUCAAAGAAGUUCAUAAGACAUUUAGUGGGACAUUCAAUGAAGAAUUAUGUAGAGAUUUUAUGUAGAACUUACACCAAAUGUUUGCAAAAGGAGCUCGAAUGCAGCUACAAAACGACUUAGUAUGGACAAACCCAAAAAAGCCCUAUUAUGGUCAUUUUCUGGUUGGAGUUUCGAGAUAAGCGAAAAUAACGCCUUUCAGCUGGAUGGCGUGGAAGGCGAGUCGUACAGCUCGUUGAACGAGAAGACGACGCGUUGGCGUAGCGACUUUGUUUACCGCCGGCUUCUGGAGCCUGUCGAUCGCGACGAAUUCGUCACCUCCGCCGCCACUGUUAACGCCUUCUAUUCGCCAACAAAAAAUGCCAUUGCUUUUCCUGCGGCCAUUCUCCAGCCACCAUUCUUCGACGCUUCGUUCCCGAAGUGAGUUACAACAUACUAAUACCGCCAUCAACCUGGAACAAGUCCAGAGCUCUCAACUACGGAAGCAUCGGUGCGGUCAUCGGUCACGAGAUCACACAUGGCUUCGACGACACUGGCCGACAGUUUGACCAGAUCGGAAACCUUCGCGACUGGUGGGACAACACCACUACCACCAAGUUCACCGAACGCGCUCAGUGCAUCAUCGAUCAAUACCAGAGCGUCGAGGUGACUUUGCCUUAUUCUCGGGCCCUCAUCCAUUUUUCUUCUGCAGAUCGCAGGUACUGGCUUGAGCAUCAACGGCAAACUCACUCAGGGCGAGAACAUCGCAGACAAUGGCGGAGUCAAGCAGGCUUUCAAGGUGGGACCAUUUUUUUGUAAUUUAUAGCUACAAUCACUUACAGGCCUACAAGAGGUACUUGGAGAAGCAUGGCGCAGAAGCGCGUCUUCCAGGUCUAGAAAACGUUACAAACGAACAACUCUUCUUCUUGGGAUACGCCCAGGUAUCUGAGUUGUGAAGUCGUUUCUAGAUAGUUUUUUAGGUUUGGUGCGGCUCCAAGACAGUGGAAACCAAACAACUGUUGCUUCUCACUGAUCCCCACUCACCUGAAACCGCAAGGUGACCAUUUUGACAGCUCAAAACAAGCGCCAAUUAUUCCAGAGAUUUCACUUAUUGCUUUUCUCCUUGGAUAUCCUCUUAUAAAAAUUUUUUUCAGGGUGAACGUGGUUCUGUCUAAUCAGCCAGAGUUCGCCGAGGCGUUCAAGUGUCCUGCGGGCUCCCCGAUGAAUCCAACUCAACGCUGCGUCGUCUGGUAA
Caenorhabditis auriculariae is the source of this 5839-nucleotide messenger RNA. The record is from the annotation of a GenBank genome assembly. NCBI's taxonomy places the organism in Eukaryota, Metazoa, Nematoda, Chromadorea, Rhabditida, Rhabditidae.